GUGGUUUUGCAUACGUGGCAUCUGGCUUGGGCCCACAGGCUGGCCACGUGGAACAGGGGUUGCUGGGUGUGGUCUAAAACGACGCCCCCGAGCCGGUUCGACCCAAACCCAGCCUGUUCGCCUCCCUUCUCUUCAUCUCCAACACGAUCUCCUUCUCUGAGAGACGGCGGCGACGAGGUUUAGGGAUGAUGGUCGGCGGCAUGAAGUGAGUAUCGGACGGCGGCGCGGCGAGCAGAUCUGAGGCAUGGAGAAGAGCAGCAAGAGCAGCAGUUACUGGGAGGAUGAGUAUGCACAAGAGCAGCAGCACAAUUCAGUUAGAGAAGAGCAGCAACAACAUUCAGAGGAGCAGCAGGUUCAUGCAAAUGCAGAGGAGCAGCAACAAUAUGUAGGUGCAGAGGAGCAGCACCAAUAUGUAGGUGCAGAGGGGCACAUGGAAGAACCAGAACCUUGGAAAUUUUCCAACAUGUAUUACCAGCCUAGAAGGACAUCUAAAUUAACAGUUAGUAGAGGAAAAUCAAGUGUAGUUGAGGAGGAAGUAAAUAGUGGCAGUGAUUUAUCUGAUAGUGACUAUGCUAUCCCCCCUUCAGAAAGCAACAGCUCAGCAUCUGAUGAUGAGGUCUUGGAGAUGAGAAAAUAUGCAAAAGAAUUGAAGGAGAAAGUGAGAAAGAACAUGUUGAGAGAAGAUGAGGGCAAAACAUGCAAUGUGUCUGAUGAUUUUAUUGUGCCUGAAAACUCUUGGCUAGAUGAUUCAGAUGGAGAAGGUACACCAUACUUUGAAAGUGAUGACGAUAUGUCAUAUGAUGAAGGCAGUGCCUGAAAACUCUUGGCUAGAUGAUUCAGAUGGAGAAGGUACACCAUGCAAUCAGUGCAAUUUACACAAUCUCUGGACUGAUAGAUGAUUACAUUGCCCCAUGCUACAAGAUCUCUGAGUACGACAAGAUAUAUAACCAUGUCUUGCAACCAGUGGAGGGAAAAGAGAGUUGGCCAGUUGCUGACAUGCCAAAACCUCAUCCACCUCCUCAUAGGGUAAUGCCAGGAAGAAA
Messenger RNA from Triticum aestivum (bread wheat), 1043 nucleotides. RefSeq lists its product as uncharacterized. Bases 245 to 817 code for a protein of 190 amino acids. The transcript is spliced from 2 exons. NCBI's taxonomy places the organism in Eukaryota, Viridiplantae, Streptophyta, Magnoliopsida, Poales, Poaceae. The record is from RefSeq and is a predicted model, not a curated record.